Molecule: messenger RNA, 384 nt
Organism: Styela clava
Lineage: Eukaryota; Metazoa; Chordata; Ascidiacea; Stolidobranchia; Styelidae
Molecular function (GO): protein binding
Source: RefSeq, a predicted model, not a curated record
AUGAAUCAGGAUAGUAGAGAAGACAAGUUUAAAUGUAGGGAAUGUGAUGAGAAGCACUACAUGGAUGGUCCAUGGAUCGAAUGUAACCGAAUCGAUGAUAUAUUGCUUGGCUCCAAGAUUUGUAACGGAUAUAGAGAUUGCAUAAAAACUAAAACUACCAAAACUAACGACGAGUUGAAUUGCACAAAAAGAUUUUACUGUAAAAGCGGAUUACCGAUCAACAUUCCCGAUUCAAAACUAUGUGACACGAUUCAGGAUUGUGAUGACGAUAGCGAUGAAAUGUACUGUACUGACGAAACACAUUUUUAUUGCGAAGAUGGCGGGAAAGUGUUAUACAUAAACAGAAAUAGGGUUCGAAUCAUUUCUAAAGUUAAUGACUCGUGA